This is a messenger RNA of Oreochromis aureus, 2510 nucleotides long. Its product is annotated as mixed lineage kinase domain-like protein. The transcript has 11 exons. NCBI's taxonomy places the organism in Eukaryota, Metazoa, Chordata, Actinopteri, Cichliformes, Cichlidae. The record is from RefSeq and is a predicted model, not a curated record. The coding region runs from base 148 to 1542 and encodes 464 amino acids. Gene Ontology annotation, biological process: protein phosphorylation; cell surface receptor signaling pathway. Gene Ontology annotation, molecular function: ATP binding; protein kinase activity.
CAUAGUGACUCAUGCAGGCGUGUUAAACAGAGCGCAGGGUCGCUUAGCUGGGAGACAUAAACAGGAAGCAGGAGCUACUUUCAUUUUCUUGUGGUGCUCUGACAGCACACUCCUGUGAAGAAGAGCAACUUUAUCUCAGAGCUCAUCAUGGAAACGGUAAAGCCCUUCUUUUCCGCUGCCACAAACAUCUACAAACUGGCUAAAAAGGUGAAGGCCAACAAAAAGCGCUGCCAGCGGAUUUCGGUCCGAGUCAAAGCCUUCGAGGAUGUGGUGAAGUCCAUCACAGAGUUCUCUCCACAGGUAGAGAAAGCCCUCGGGGAGCUGAUCCUAACUCUGGAUUCAGCACAGAAGCUAAUUGAAAAAUACACUGCAGCCAACUUGGUGGAGCGCAUCCUGAAAUCGAGCAGCCACGGAGACGAGUUUGAUACGGUGAGCGAGCGGCUCAACGAUGCCUACCAGGUCCUGUGUGUAGCUCUGCAAUCAGAGCAGAGGAAGAUGCUGUACGAGGUGUUUAAACAGAGAGAGAAAGAAGACGAAAUGGACGGGAAGGAGGACGACACGGAGAUGACCAAAUUGCUAAUGGACUACAUGAAAGAGCAGCAGGAGAAAACCAACACCAUACUGAGUCAGCUGGACAAAGUGGUGCAGAUGUUGAAUAAGCCCAGUUUCAGCAGCGUGGCUGUGCGACAGAUUAAACCAGAUGAACUGAAGUAUGAACAUCCCAAAAAGCCCUUCAAGACAACAGCGAGCUCCGAGCUCUACAAAGGAGAAUAUCAGGGAUUCCCAGUGGCCAUCAAGAGAUACAUCAACCCCAUGAACACCAGUGCACGAGACGUGAAGUCUAUUUUCAACAAGGAAGUCGACACCAUGAAGCAGUUUGAGUCACCCAACAUCCUGCGAAUGUUUGGAAUCUGCAUCCAGGAUGAGAACGGACCCCACCCUCAGUUCUUCAUCAUCAUGGAGUACUGUGAGAAAGGAAGUCUUCGCCAGGUUCUGGAUUCUGACUACACUCUGACCUGGAUCAGGAAAGCUCACAUGUGUUUGGAUGCAGCACGAGGACUCUAUCGACUGCACAACACAGAAGAAAAAUGGAAGGUUCACGGGUCCAUCAACAGCAGCAAGUUCCUGGUGACUAAAGACUACACCGUCAAGCUGGGAGGUUUCAGGCUGUCGAAAACAGAGACGUCUCUGAAAAGGCAGACGGAGGACAGAGCCAUGAGGUCGCUGUGCUACUACUGUCCUGAGAAGCUCCACAACGCCAGCUUCAGCUACUGCAAAGAGUGGGAGAUGUACAGUUUUGGAAUCAUCCUGUGGGAAAUUGUAACCUGUAAGAAUCCUUUUGAAGGUUUUUCAGAUGAAGAAAUUUAUCAGAAGGUGUGUAAAGAGAAGUAUCGAGAGCAGCUUCCUGAUGACUGUCCUGCAGAACUGGGACAGCUGAUCAACGAGUGCCGGGCCUACGACGGCUUCCAGAGGCCAUCAGCUGGAGUGCUGCUGGAUAAACUGCGCAGUGUGGUGACACAAAUGGAGGAACAACAAGACUGAUUAGAAUCAUCCUGAGAAGGAAACACAACUCGGAAUAAAACCCGAAGAUAACUGUCAUGAUCCGUGGGCGUUGACCCAGCGCGUUAAUAUUUUAGUUUUUUUUUCAUUAUUAUAUUUUCUACAUAUUCUGUUCUUUAUCCGGCGUGCCAACACUACAGAGGUGACAAAGAGGGCACUGCUGCGUCUACAUCACAUCUCCAGAUGCACCACAGCAGAAAAGUAGGCCCUUCAGAGGGUUGUCACAGCUGCCCAAGGAACAACAAAGGCAAAAAACAUGAUCAAGGACCCAGCUCACCCAGGCCCAUCCCUGUUUGAGCUUUUACUCUCUGGCAGGAGGUUCAGGGCUAUUAAAGCAGGGACAAAAAGAGUUGAUGAAGUUCCUUUUUUUAAAACUAAACAUGAAACCCAAAAGGGGCUUAAACAACUAAAAGAGAGCACAAAGGCCUGAAGACCCCCUGAUAACAAAAAACGUCUAUUCGGCUUUUUGUUUAAAAAAAUUAAAUGAUAUUAUGAAAUGUAAAAAGAACUGAAAAAAUGAAUGAAAUGUUUUCAAACUGAAAGGAAUAAUCCAAAAGGGGCUUAAACAACUAAAAGAGAGCACAGAGGCUUAAAAACAAAAAUCCGUCUACUUCGGUUCAAAAAAAAUUCAAACGUGCCUCAGGCAACGUUUCAACCUUAAAAGGUCUUCAUCAGGCCUGUGAGGCACGAAAUAAAAUAAAAUAAAAUAAAAGCGCUGUCAAAACAAUGGCUGGCUCCUGGAGAUGUGCACCGUUUGGCUGUCGAAAGCAAAAUAAGCUCUCUCUUAGUGAUGUGUCGUUCGAGAACGAAACGGCUCCUAGAUCCGGAUCUUUGAAGUGAACGAUGUGAGCCGUGGGUUUUUUCCCCCCCUUUCUCUCACCCUCUUAUUAGAAAGGUAUAGUAAUCAUCCACAACUAUUUUCAGUUGCGGAUGAUAAAGGAUUCAGAAAG